AUGCACGUGGAGUACCGGCAGAUCACGGUGGAGUACAUCAAUGAUGAGGGCAGGCGGCUUUGGGAUCCAAUCGUGAUCCCCCGCGUGGACGUCGUUCAGGAGCGCAUCCUGAAAAGUCUACGCGAGGCAGCCGUAGCUGUAAACACAGCAUCCAUGCGGGAUCAGAUCAAGAAGGCGAAGGAACAUGGCGUUGACGACAGCUACAUCAAUGCGGCUGCGCUGGCUGGUGUCAAGGCCUUCGAAGCCCAAGGAGGCAUGGCCUGGGUCCAUAUGAAGCCAGCACGCAUGACGAGUGGAGAAACCACUUUUUCCGGUGUACUGUCAUCUUGGAGCUUGGAGGAUAGUCUACCGCAGGAAUGGACUUCACUCGUUUACCCACGUGAUGCAGGAGCUUGCUGUGGCAACUUGCAGCUCCCAGCAGCAAGCUCAGACACCAAGCUUACAGUUCUAUGCUAUCCCAGUCCAAGCUGUACCCCAGUGCAAAUGGCCGCGAAGGUUUCACAAGCAGGUGCGGCCGCCAUGCUGCUCGCCUCGCCACAAAAAGACCUGGAGCCUCUGCAGGCUGACGAAGGCAGCAACCUCACAGCAAAGGACUUGAGCAUGCCGGUGCUUUCAAUACCGUCGCUGCCUAUGAAAGACCUGGCAUCAUGGCUGUCUAACCCGGCGGAGAAAAUUGGUAUCCAGCUCUCCGGAGGGCAGAAUGCUUACCAGGCUGCCCUGGACGGUGCCAGGGACGCUGGAGUUCCCAAGGAGGUGAUCGAGGCCGCCGUGAGGGAAGCCCAGCAACGCCGAGCCGAGGAAAAGCUCCAGGCCGUCAUGAGAAGCAACGAUGUCGACAAGAUCCAAGAAGCCUUGGACCUGGCCUCGGAGUUUGGAGCUGAGAGCGACCUCAUUGAGCAGGCAAAGCGCAAGCUGACGGUGCUGAGGCUCCAGGCAGAGCUGCAAGACAUUCCCACGAAUUGCCACGAGUUUAUGCACGUGCAUGAGCUCAUCCAGAAUGCGAAGGCGCUGACCCUGGGCAACACUUCUGAAGCUGAGAUAUGCCGCAUGGAUCUCGCCAUGCGGGCGCUACGCGAUGCCUUGGACCUGGGCUCUGGCUGCCAGGCACCGUUGACAGUAGCAGUGGCUUGGUGUGAGCUUGCAGAAGUACUCCCUGGUGCGAUUACUGCGGCUCAGGAGGACUGUGCAAAGCAGGUGGCCGCUGCUUCGAAGCGUGCUUUCAUUGUGGCUGCCGCAGUGGGAGUUGUCGUGCUUGGAGCAGGUUUGUGCUUCUUCAUGAGGCGAAAGGGUCCAGAGGCGCCAGCUUCACAAGGCCCUGGAGGCAUUGAACUGUUGGAAGCCAAUGAUGCUUCCUGA
Molecule: messenger RNA, 1356 nt
Organism: Symbiodinium pilosum
Lineage: Eukaryota; Dinophyceae; Suessiales; Symbiodiniaceae
Source: the annotation of a GenBank genome assembly